Molecule: messenger RNA, 1661 nt
Organism: Ruditapes philippinarum (Manila clam)
Lineage: Eukaryota; Metazoa; Mollusca; Bivalvia; Venerida; Veneridae
Exons: 2
Coding region: 34-1164 (376 amino acids)
Molecular function (GO): protein binding
Source: RefSeq, a predicted model, not a curated record
UUACACGUAUUUCAUGGUCUUGGACCCGAUGAAAUGGUUUUUGACAAAUUUGUUGUUUUACUUGCUCUAUCCGCUGGUGGCUUCUCGGCAGCUGUGGAAGAUGCAACCGGACAAAAGCCGGAGAUAACCUCGGACACAUGGCUGUUACAACAUGGUUUGAUAACAAAUAAUCAAAAAGUAAACCAGCUUCAUACGCGUAUAGAAUACUUUGAGUCGCGAGAGGAUGAUAUUCUCAAACGAAUGGAGCAUCUCGAAACAUUAGAUAAGAAUAUUUUUCUGCAAAUGAAAAGCCUAGAGACACAAGAAGAGAAUUUUCUGAGACGCCUUGAAAAUCUAGAGAUACGAGAGAAAGAAAUUGUAAACCGCUUAAAACAUAUUGAGAUACAGGAAGAUGAAAUCAAUGGUCGCAUGGAAUAUCUUGAGACUCGAGAAAAAGAAAUACGUAUGCGAUUGAAUCAUCUUGAAUCACAAGAAAACGAGGCUCUCUCGCGGAUGGAACAUCUUAUGUCACGAGACAUUAAUCUCAGCGGACGUAUGCAUACCUUAGAGGCACACGAAAAAAAGAAAACUAUGAAGGAUGAGUCUAUAAUGAGGCAAAAUGACAAGGUAGUAGAAACGUUGCUGAAGAACCCCAGUGAUGAAGAAGAAAGCAUUGCUCCAAGAAAGAACAAAGACAUGCCUGUUGUCGUACGAGAUAUAAGACAAGCACCAAAUAUAAAACAAAGGGUUCGACGAGAUCAAACUUCACAGGCUUUUUUUGCAACCCUCAGCAGUGAUAUACACCAUGCAGGGGUUCAUCAGAUUUACGUAUUUGACAACGUUAUCACAAAGAUAGGCCAUGGCUACAAUAACCAUAACGGCAAUUUUGUCGCGCCCAUGGACGGAACUUAUGUUUUCUCCGCUACACUUAUGUCUAUGUAUAACAGGAAUACCCAUGCCGCGUUCGUCCGAAAUGGGAGACCUGUUAGUUAUAUGUACCUCACCGGAAGUGCCUCUGGGCAUGCAACAGCUAGUCAGACUAUCAUACUUCAGUUACAUCAAUAUGAUGAUGUAAGCAUCCAUAACCUAGAUAUUGACACCACCCUGGCAGGAUCACACUAUAGUGUGUUUUCGGGAUAUUUACUCUACGAGGGAUAUCCUAGUCCUCCGGUUGUAGGGAAAUAGUAUAAAUUGAACUUGAUGAAUAUACAACACUAUAAUAAAAAUUAUUAUUUUCAUAAUGUAAUAAUGGUCGUGAUAUUAUUUCAAAACUUUAUAGUAUAAUUGGUCAUAUUCUUGAAAUUGACAAAAUCUCGUUCAUAUUUUGAUAGUGAAAGAUUUAUUGACAUAGAUAACAUUUAUUUCUAAUGAUACUCUACUAAAAAGAUAAAAAAGUACAAUAAUACACGUUUGAGCGAAAUAUGCAAAUGUGAUUAAUCGUGAAAGUACCUUAAUAUCAAGUAACAUUUCUAAAUGAAAUGAAGUUUGUAAACGAAAAUAGAAAUUAACACAACAUUUUGUAUCUUAAGUCGUAAGACAAUAAUUUAAAAGACAAAAUGAUAUGCCGAGGAAUAGUUCGCGGGAAUUUUGAAGAAGGGAGUCUACCAUUUUCUCCUGAAUGUUUUUCUUUUUUGGGUCAUAUUUGUGAUACAGGUGUGAGGGGUGUUCCAAAAUAAAUGUUA